Messenger RNA from Spodoptera litura, 2325 nucleotides. RefSeq lists its product as uncharacterized. Gene Ontology annotation, molecular function: chitin binding. NCBI's taxonomy places the organism in Eukaryota, Metazoa, Arthropoda, Insecta, Lepidoptera, Noctuidae. Gene Ontology annotation, cellular component: extracellular region. The record is from RefSeq and is a predicted model, not a curated record.
CGCGCACGCUAGCGCUCUGUACGCACUCGAUUUAGUUUAGCCUAGAGGUGCAGCACCAACACUAUGCUGCGUUUGUCAAUUUUUUGCAUGGUACUGGCCCUUGCUGCCGCUCAAAAUGGGUACGACUACAACAGACCCAACAGGCCGUUUGGUCAGGGAACGUCGAGCCGACCUGGGACAUCGCCUGGAUCCGGAGGAACCACGACAACAUCAUACCCUAUAAGACCACAAAGCGAUGACUUCAGUGGCCCCAGUGGACCAACUACUGGCUACCCUUCCGGACCUCAAAAUUAUCCAGGAUCAGGAGGCCAAAGACCAGGCUACCCUGGUCAAGGACCUAGUGGACCAUCAGGCAGCUACCCCGGCCAAUCAGACUCAUCCUACCCUCAAGGACAACGUGGCCCAUCUGGAUUCCCCGGUCAAGGAUCUAGAUAUCCUGGACAAGGCCAAAAUUAUCCUGGCUCUGGAUCUGGGAACAAUUAUGAUACCACUAGUUUCUCUGAUAGCGAUAAUGGUAAUUACGAGGGUGGGGACUAUUCGGCUAUUCCUGGUGAACCUGAUAUAGACUAUCCCAUUUUAUCCUACAUCCCUCAAACCUCAUUCAGUUGCAAAGCUCAAUCUCUUCCUGGAUACUACGCUGAUGUUGACGCCCGUUGUCAAGUUUUCCAAGUUUGCUCCAACAACAUAACGUAUGAUUUCCUCUGUCCUAAUGGAACCAUCUUCUCUCAAGAAGAUUUCGUUUGCGUUUGGUGGAAUCAGUUUACCUGUGAGUCUGCUCCUGGCCUUUACGAAUUGAAUGCUAAGCUCUAUGACUAUUCAAUCAAAGGAUCUUCCGACGACUAUUCUAGCUUCAACGACUACUCUGGAUCUUCUUAUCCAGGUGGUAGAGGGCCACAAGGGCCAUCGUCUUACCCAGGUUCUGGAUCUUCACGGCCAUCUAACUAUCCAGGUAGUUAUGGACCAUCAACACCUUACCCUGGUAUACAAUCGACCAGUUCAUACCCUGGUUCCCAAGGCCCAUCAGGUGGAUAACCAGGGCCCCAAGGUCCAACUGGAAAUUACCCAGGAUCGCAAGGACCAUCGGGUAGUUAUCCCGGCUCACAAGGGCCAUCAGGUGGCUAUCCUAGUUCACAAGGACCAUCAGGUAGUUACCCAGGUUCCCAAGGUCCUUCUGGAAACUAUCCAGGGUACCCUGGAUCCGGUUCUGGUCCACAAGGACCUUCAAGCGGGCCAAGUGGGUCUGGGUAUCCAGGAUCAGGUUCCACUACACCCUAUCCUGGAUCAGGAUCAGGUAGUCAGGGAUAUCCGUCAGGUAGACCUAGUGGGCCAAGUUUUAAUGGAGGUGGUAGUAGGGGAAGGCCUGCACAGAAACCUAACAGAGAAUAUCUCCCGCCUAGAAAUUAAUUAAGACCAAUAAAAGACUAGAAACAAGUUUAUAAGCGUACCUGAAUGUAAUCCAUAAACUACCAUUAUUUUCAAUCAAAUUCACAAUGUAGGAGAGAGACCUGUAAAUUGGAAUAUUUCCUUAAAAAUGGGUGUCAGUAUUAAGUACAAAUUUUGACAAACGAAAGUUGGUGCUGACUUUUUUAUUAAAAUAUAAGUAAUUAAAUAUUCUUAUGCGUUAUUAAGGACUAUUUAUUAGAGUUAGGUUAUUCGUAAGUUUGGUGGCUAUAUGUCAUCGAAUUCGCUUUAGUAUUAUUAAGUUAAGAUUGGUACAAAAUUGUGAUGUUGAAACCGAAAGUUACCAAAACUAGAACAUUUUCUAUUGUAUACCUAAUUAAAACAUGUUAAGCUUUAUCUAUAACACUUUGAUUGUAAAUACACAAUAUAUCUACUAAUAAUUAUGUCAUAAUUUCUGUAAUCGAAUAAAUGAUUCAGCAACGAUCAUUUCAUGUUUUCUUUAGCACUGAGCGCCUUCAAAUUAGCGUUUGUCCAGCGUAGACUGUAGACAUCACAACGCAAGACAACUGCACCUCGUAGUCGCGGCGUCUGCGCGGCGCAUACGUUUAUCGAACGCCAACACCGAACAAACGGCAGAGUGAAGACGCUUUUAGUUACAUAAUUAAAUACAAGACAAAAUUUUAGAAAUUAUUUAUUGUAAAAAUUGUCCUUAGGUAUAAUAACUAGGUACUUAUGUAUCUAAAUACCGUACCUUGGCAACAUAAGCAGCAUUACAUACCUACAGACAGACAAAAUAAUACUUAUUCUGUUAUACAACUUAAAUUAUCAUCUUCUUAAACAAUACCUCCGAAUAACUAAAAAUAACGGUUCACACACGUAAAUAUACUGAGAAAAGCUCUACUAGUAUCGAGUCACAGAGGGACU